Messenger RNA from Paramormyrops kingsleyae, 5013 nucleotides. It is a transcript of the gene rnf169, whose product is annotated as ring finger protein 169. Gene Ontology annotation, biological process: double-strand break repair. Lineage: Eukaryota; Metazoa; Chordata; Actinopteri; Osteoglossiformes; Mormyridae. Gene Ontology annotation, cellular component: nucleus; site of double-strand break. The record is from RefSeq and is a predicted model, not a curated record. Gene Ontology annotation, molecular function: metal ion binding; nucleosome binding; ubiquitin-protein transferase activity.
AUGGCGGCGCUGAGCUCCGGUAAGUGCGCCAGCGGAGAACCGGAGAGGAAGAAGCGGCCGAGGGGCAGGGGCUGGGCGGUCGGCGGCGCUGCAGCCAGCCUCCUGACGCAGGACGAUGCGUGCUGCCCCGUGUGCCGGGACGUCUUUGUGGGGCCCGUAACCCUGCCGUGCCGCCAUUCGCUGUGCUCGGCCUGUUUCAGGCAGAAGGUGGAGCGCAGCAGUCUGCGCUGCCCGCUCUGCCGGCUCCGGUUGUCCGGCUGGGCCCGGGACAGCGGGCAAUGGGACAGGGUACGCCGGAGCUACCCGGAGAGGUGCCGGCGGAGAAUGGAGCAGCGGGAGGGGGAGGCCCCGGCCGAAGUGAUAUUCAGAGCUCCGGUCCACAUAUGCAAGUCAGGAGAAAAGCAGCAGGAAUAUACCAAGACAAAGAAAAGGAUGGAGUUGGAACAGCAGAAAGGUGAAAAGGUAUCUGAACAACGACUGCAGAAGAUCUUCGAGGUGGACCGGAGACAGGUGGAGAUUAAAGCUGGACUGAGACCUGAAGACUUGGCAUCGGCAGAAAUGAGCGAGGAAAAGCAAAGGCCACAGGGUCACUUGAGACAGGAGGAUGGAGGGUCUUUGAAGCACCGCCACAAUUCUUGGUGCGGGGUGCUGUCUGACUCAGAAAACGAGGAGCCCAUCGGAAGAAGGACGAGACACGUUUCUGCAUUUGUCCGCAAGAUACGGAGCCCGCCUGCCAGUCGAAUUCUCCAGAACCGGCCGGGUCAGAGGAGCAAAAGCUGCACCGACUCUGAAGACGACAGACUGAAGAACCGCGGCCCCCUCCCGCUUACCAGCGCCCCCAAGGCCUCAGUGGGCUAUAGCCACAAUGCUGGAAUCCUGUUGUCCUCUGAGAACAGCCGGUCCCUCUCGGCACCCAUUCUGGUCACUGAUAAAAGAAACACAUGCAGAGGCAUGGCUGCUGUGGCUGGCGCCACGUUCGUGGCUCCACCAACCAAAGUCGAGAGGUCUAUCAGCCCAGAGAGCAACGACAGCAUCUCCGAGGAGCUGAACCACUUCAAACCCAUUGUCUGUUCACCCUGCACUCCACCAAAAAGGCUGCCCAAUGGGCAAGUGGUCGAGCCCACCAUAGUGAAAUCCACCCCAAGAAACCUAACCCGGAGUCUGCAGAAGCACACCAGCUACGAGGCCAGCCCCACCAUUCUCCAGAAAUGGAAGCAGAUCGAGAAGGACCGGCGGGGCUCCAAGCUAACCUCGAAGGGGACCAUCACAAGUCCUCUUGCAGAGGAUUUUAACCUUCAGGAAAGUCCCGCAGAGAAGAAGAGAAAAAUCCAUAGGACUUCGCUGGAGAAGAGUACGCUGAAAGAGUGCCGUACUCUUCCCACAUCAAAAAGCGAUACCUCUGGGCGCAAAGGCGAGAGAGAGUCGUACAACAGACGUCGAUUGAUAUUUGAUCAGUCCCCUGGGGAGCCAGGUCUUUCCCUCACACAACGAGACAAGGUAUACACACCUAGGGUGGCCAACUCCGUACGUGGGACCUGUGAUACAGCUCAGGGUAAAGUGUCAGAACCUGUUAGAUGCGAUGGACCGACCUCAAGCCUUCUCAUUGACGGGGACUCCAAACCGGCAGUGUGCAAUCGAAGGGCACCUGACACCCAGGACCUGAGCAGAGUGUCACAUGCCAGAAAUGACGUGAAGAGCCGACCUACCUCCUGGAGGGGCAGAAAGCGGAGCCAAAAGACCAAGCACCUGGAAGACGCCGGAGUAGCUAAAAAUCCCAAGAUGCAUGGCGACAAUGGCCACUCCGCCCCUGAGUUUGACGGAGGCUGCUGGCUGAGCCACCGGCUGCAGCAGGAAAAGGAGGACCUUGAGCUGGCUCUGAAGCUGCAGAGACAGUUCAACAGGGAGUUUGAAAAAGUGGACCGGCAAAAGACAAGCCAUGAGAGGUACCUUCUCCGCUCCUGGGCUUCUGUGGACAGCACACGAAGGUCACGGAGGAUUUCCGAGCGGAACAAGCACUUUAACUACAGCUGGUAAAUCUUUGAAGGGUUGGAUUUGCGGUUUUCUUAGACACCUGGAUUUCUUCAACAUUAACUCCCCUCUUAAUGCCCGAGUCAGUGGAAAUUUUUAAAUCCCUUUAUAAUGUAUGAGAAAGAAAAUAUAUUGUAUAGUAUAUUGAUUCUGAAUGGUUUGUAGGAUACUACCAUUUUGUUAACUGUUACUCAUUAGCAUUUUCCAGUCACAGUUCUGACCUGCUCUGUAUGUAACUAUCAGGUCCAGCUGAGCUUUGUUAGACCCAACUGUGUUGAUUUAAUGGAAAGCUAGGAUUUAAAGCAUUGUAACUAAAAUCAAAGCCCAAAGUUAGCUGAAAACUUAAAAAAUUGACAUAACCAAAAAGUACUAGGUGUUCUAAAUAUUGUUCUCUUUUAUGAACAGUGCAAUUACCUAUCUACCCUAUGAAUUUUAUCUAACGGGUUGGUGAAUGCAUAUGAAAUACAUUGUGUUUUUUUAUAGUCUCACAAUAAAGCACAAUAAAGUAAUAGUUUUAUCAAGUUCACAUGGAACUAAUUCUACCACCUCAUCUGAAUUGAGACUGAAUUUCAAUUAGGCCUAAUUAAUUAAGGAGCUCAGUUGGAUCUAAAGUCAGCAUUCACUGAAGGAUGCUCUACAUGCUUAUGGCUCACCUUAUUAUGUCCAUGCAGUAUUUACUGUUGGAAAUCCAUGAAUCCCUGUCAUGCUGGCUGCUGUCAAAUCCCAGAUAAUCAUAAAAAAGACAGAUUAGGAAGUUGCAGUAAAGCUGAUGAUCAGUGUCAUUUUUGCGGCCAGUGGCCUGAUUUUAAAGUGAAUGUCCAAGGUGAGUCCAGUCUGGUUAUUUGCACAAAGUUCUAUAUGUUCAUCAUGUCUUUACCUGACUGGAAGAGGUCCUGUAUACAUCACAGUUACCUUCGGUAGGUAGACCUGUACAUACUCUGUAUAUCCAUCUAGUGAAAAAGAAUGCUUAGACCAAAUAUUAGUAGUAUUAUUAAUAUAGAAAAGUACACUACUGGUUUGAUCAAUAAUUGGAAAGCAGGUGUUAUGUAUUUUCAAACUAAUAAAAUAACAUAAGUCUUUAGGAAGCCAUUGACCAGUGGAACAGCGGCUUACCUCUUAAUGUAGUGACUGCUUUACUGAAAUGGCGGUUCUGUUGGAUUCAUUCAGUCUGGGAAAUGGGAACGAUUACCGUACUCACAUAUUAACUGUCGUCUCUACCUCUGAGUUCCAAGUUUUUGGAUCGUCUUUCCUUUCAGAGUUUUUUGUUCACCAGCAUUUGGUUUUUCUUACAGCAAGUGGUGAUUUUAACAAUUCUUUAAUGUCCUGCUUUUCCCAGAAAAUUUGUAUUUCGGAACAUCGGUUCGAAGAUCGCUGCCCAACUCUUAUGUAAACUGGGAAAAUGCUUUUUUGUUUCCUUUUUACAUGUCAUAACAGAUGAAUGUCUGUGUAAGCAUUGUAUGCAGAAAAUAAUUUUUUUCAAAGGGCUAUAUAAUAGAUUUGAGAGGCAUUUUUUCUUCUCAAAGACAGUUUUAUUAUUUUGCUUAUUGGGUCUACCAAAAUAAGAGCUUUAAUCAUGUUUAUUUAAAGAACUCUUGUUAAGUGAUUGUAGACGAACAUACACCGUACACUGCAUAUACAGACACACGCCUCUGUAGUGGUACUUCUCAUUUAGGGAGUACUUUUAGUGCCAAAAUCUUUAUUUUAAUUUCAGUGUAGUAUGUCUAGUUUUAAAUAAUUAUUUUUGAGCUCAUGGUCCCGUUAAGCUGAAUUGGGAAUUUUCAGAUGUUUUACAAAUUAAUUUUCUUUUAACAAGACAGAUUUUUCCCUUAAUCUAGGGGGCAACAGUCUUAGCCUUGAUUCCACCGUAUCUUGCAAGUGGCAUAUAGAAUUUAUCUUAAAACUAGUUAUACUGACCCUGCGAUGGGCUGACAUCUCGUUGAGGGUGUACCCUGUCCUGUGCUCCCAGCCGAAGACCACCCCCCCCCGAUCCUGACAAGGAUAAGUGGUCAGAAGAUGCAUGGAUGGAUGAUUUAUAUGCUGCUCAAAUGUUUUGAAGGUUUUUGAAAGCGAGAUUGUGUGUUCAGGCAGGCCACACUGGUAGUGACUUGGUGCUGAGCGUGGUUCAUCAAUGAGCCGUUAAUGUAUAAUGCUUGUUGAUCUAUAAUGAGUUUAAUUUCAACAACAUUCCAGGAAAUAUAGCCUGUGUAUUUGGGAACUGAGCCUGCAUUUUCUCAUUCUGUCAAGAGAUCUUAUUCUAGUCCUGUUAAUUCAAGGGGGGUAUGAUUUUCAGACUUCUUUCAGUCCUUCCACUGUUUUGGUUCUACAGUAUUAGGAGACCAGCCUGUCACUUUUAUUUCUGACCUUGCCUACAUAACAUUUUGCUGUUCAGUAGUAUUCUUAUUUUUCUCUCAGCUACAUACAAUGUUUUUUGUUUUUUUUAAAUUGGUCUUCCUAUUAGUUUUUCAGAUAUACAGUAUAUCAUCAUAUUGAUGUACUUUUACCUCGUUAAUGUAGCUCUGUAAUUGAUGAAUUUGUGAAUAUAUGGAUGACUUUCUCCAAUUUGUAGCUUGAAGUCUGAGUAAAUUAAAGGUCAAAUGAUUUUAAAAUGGGUAUUUAUCACCAGAAGCACUUUCACAGAUUCUCAUUCUUUUUUCUUGUCUAAUGGUCCUGCUAAUAUUAUUUCAUGGCAUUGGUUCGUUGCAUAUCACUUUUUAAGGUUGUAAAACAAGGAAUUUGGACCCGUAAUUUUGCUGAAACACUAUAAAUCUCCCUAUGAUCUUGGGAAUUUGUGAACAGCUGGUGAUGAUGUCAUUAUUAUUAUUUUAUUAUUUGUUCUGCAUUGCUCUUUCCAAUUGAAGCAUCUAUAGAAUUUAUUCUCCUUCCAGCCUAACUGGCAGUCAUUCAAGUUGGCAUUAAAUAUUAAAUCUUUGUGGACUGUGGACCUGCUUUGAAGAAAUGUCCAUAAAUAAAAUAUGUAUGAAGUUA